This is a messenger RNA of Suillus paluster, 1288 nucleotides long. RefSeq lists its product as uncharacterized. The coding region runs from base 152 to 877 and encodes 241 amino acids. The transcript has 13 exons. NCBI's taxonomy places the organism in Eukaryota, Fungi, Basidiomycota, Agaricomycetes, Boletales, Suillaceae. The record is from RefSeq and is a predicted model, not a curated record.
CUGAGGUUUUAUGCCCAUCGCACGCCACAGUUGAUCGUAUCUUUUCAACUGACCAUAUGUUAGGCUUUUGCACUGCUCCGAAAAUCAGACAUAAAGAGAGGUGAUGUGAUUAGCUCAAUGUGUGAAUCUGCCCGCCCCCAUAAUACCUUUCAUGGCCAGUUCAAGUAUCGCUGCAGAGCUCCAGCAGCUUCAACAAUAUGAGACAUAUGAGCCCAUUGUCCGCCGACUUGGAGUCUCCGCUGCUGCGUUGUACGUGUGGGAUUUUACUCUUACAUUUCAUCAUGAGGUCUCCAUUCUAUGGGGAACGAAAUGGACGAAAUCAAGGACUUUAUUCUUCAUUAAUCGAUAUUUUGGACUCGGUGCAAUCAUUGCCUCUGCCUUCUUUAAUGUUGAAACAAACCCAACUAUAUCCAUGUCACGGAUGGUUGAACUUCGACAUUAUCGGUGUUCUUCUGGUUUUGAACAUCGAAAGUUCGUAAUUUCAUGCUUUCGAACCACAGAACUUACCCUGUCUUCGAUAGUCAUUCUCCUUCGACGUUUAUUUGUUCUUUAUGACCACAGAAGAGUAAUCGUGAUCCCGAUGGUGGUCUUAUUUUUUGUAGUCUUUAUCAGUAUGAUGGGCAUAGCUAUUGCACUGAGCGUAUACUCUCAAGCAAAUUCAUUUGUGAUAUUGGGCAUAUGCGCAGGACCAACUCCGAGCUGGUUCCUUCCAUUCUGGAUGCCACUCAUGGCCUUUGACUUCCUCAUCAUGGGACUUGCUGGCUUCAAAUCUGUUCAGCACUACCGCCGUGUUCCCAAUAAAAAAUGGUCUGGUGCUCAGCUCAUGAAGACCUUAGCACGAGACUCAUUUAUCUACUUUGCAUGUUCUUCCAACUAGGAUCCAGCUGGACAAUUGUAAUACCUCCGAUCACUGCCAACCACCUUCUCAUAAAUAUGGAGCAAUCUCGUUUCACAAAGAGCGACUCCGCUACGAACUCAACUAGCAGCGUGGAAUCCGAGUACUCAGGGGACAUGGAGAUGAGGCAACGUCACUUCCAGAGUACUACAUUGCUGGCAUAAACGUGAAGUGUUCAAUGGUUCUGCAUGGACACAUCCCUCCGUUGUACAUGUAGUUCUAUGGUCAUCACUGCACGGCCUAAGUUAUUCUUACAUAUUGCUAGUCGAAUACACCCAAGGAUAGCUCAAAAGAGAUAUUUCCGCGAGCACCAUGAUUUGUCGUGGCUAGGCUAGCGCUAUGAACCCUAGGCCAUUCAAUAUUGUCACUACUUCGGCAAGUGAUAAAUGAAAU